ACAGUAAAUCACAAUCCAUUGCAGUCUUCCGGUUGUCCAAUGAAAACCUAAAUGGCAACAAGUGUGGAUACCAACGCCACUAACAGUAACGGCGACGGAAGCCUUGAUACAAUCAACUAUCACGAUAUCUACAUUCAACAGACCAGUAGUAAUGACAGUGAGCUUAGUAGGAUAGAACCAAUGAUAUCAAAUACAGACCCGCCGUCCUACAAUCAACUUUCAACUAUAGCAGCAAUCAACACUAGUAACGAUGAUAGUGAUGCGGUUACAGGUCGUAUUGGUACUAGUAACGUAAUUGUUAUCCAUGAUAGUACCACGGGUGGAAGUCGAAGAGGAGAUCCACCUACUUAUGAGGAAGCGAUAAAUCCAGAUGCACCUCCACCGACGUAUGACUCUCUGUUCGGAAGAGUUCGUGAAGCGCACAAAUCAUCUACCGGAAUGGUGGAUUUUUUAAAAAACGUGCUUAUUUUGUUACUGGGGACUUUGGGUUUCACAAUUAUUCUUGGUAUCACGAUUGUCAUUCCUGUGUGUAUGAUUGUAUUCGGAGCGAUAUACUUGUAUGACUGUCCACAAAAUGAAUACAUUCCGGUGUUUCUGUUGGUUGGUGGCGGUUUCAGUGUACUCAAGCAGCUGUUGCAUCUAUCGACAAGGGUUCGAAAUCGCGAAGAGCAGGAAUUGGAACGAUUAAGGCAAACGCCAACGCAGACACUCAUUAAUUGCUUUAUGCUUGGCUGGUUUAUCAUAGGAUCAUUCUGGAUUUAUCGAAUUUACGAACCCAAUUACGAUCCGACGCUGGGCAAAUAUUGUAAUAAAUCACUCUAUUUGUUUACGUUCUGGUUAAUAACAUCCGUUUACAUGACGCUGGGUGUCAUCACUGUUGUCCUGUGCGGGGUUAGCAUCAUUAGCAUUUCCAUUCAUAGAAGGGCAUAACAGUUGAAUGUUCUGUUUGAAGUUUAAGUUGGCGCUUAUUGUUGGUUGGAGUACCAAUCAUUGCGGCAUGUUUGAGAUUUUAGGACUGAUUUACAUAUAUGCAUGCAUGAAUGAAGACCGAUUUGUGUUUUGAUUUGAUUCAAAAUAGGUAAAACAACAAACAGAAUUCUGUUGGACGAUACCAAAUAUAUAUCCAGAUAUAAUAAACUGUAUUAUUUUUCACUUUUUAAAAAAGCUAAAAUUACAUGGCUAAUAGGUGCCAUAUUUAAAUAUUUACACAGCUUUAAGAAUUUUAUCUAUUUUCAGUUUUUCGACCAAAACUUUUUCAAAAAAAAAGCUCUGAUACAAAAAUACAAAUUUUGCUGUAGAACUGGUGAUUUUUGCCUCAUGUUUGUACAGAAAACAUGUUACAACUUUGCACAAUUGCAGUACGUGACCGUUUUGUACGAUAGCAAUGCGAUUUAAUCAGUUAUUUACAAGAAUCCUUCAAUAAAUUUACCUUAUAAAACGUUUAA
Messenger RNA from Malaya genurostris, 1445 nucleotides. RefSeq lists its product as uncharacterized. Bases 52 to 930 code for a protein of 292 amino acids. Lineage: Eukaryota; Metazoa; Arthropoda; Insecta; Diptera; Culicidae. The transcript has 3 exons. The record is from RefSeq and is a predicted model, not a curated record.